Molecule: messenger RNA, 590 nt
Organism: Moneuplotes crassus
Lineage: Eukaryota; Ciliophora; Spirotrichea; Euplotida; Euplotidae
Source: the annotation of a GenBank genome assembly
AUGAACAGAGGCACAACCAAGCAAGGAGACGUCAUGUUUUCAAAAAGCGAAAAAAUAUCAGUAGAGCUACUUAGUUUGACUUACGGUACUUUCGUUGCAAGACUGUUGAAAGAGAAUGAUAAUGCUGAAGAAGUCAAUCUUCAAUUGCACAAAAUCGGGUCUAAUAUUGGAAACAGGCUUAUUGACGAGUUCUUAUCCAAGAGCAGGAAAACUGCAUGCAAAGAUUUUAGAGAAAUAGCAGAUGUUAUUGCAAAAUAUGGGUUCAAAAUGUAUCUCGGAGUAACAGCAGAAGUUGCUAAAUGGAAUGAAGAUGAUACUCAAUUCUCCAUUUAUAUCGAGAAUAAUCCACUGUCAGAAUUUGUAAUGCUUCCCAUUCACUUACAACAAACUCUUUGGUAUUCUAACCUGCUUUGUGGAGUAAUAAAAGGAGCCCUCGAGAAAAUAAACGUAAUGGUAGAAUGAGAAUUCAAGCAGGAUACACUUAGAGGACAUGAUAGCACAGAAAUUAUUGUAAAAUUGGUUGAAAUAGUUGAAGAUAGGUACGAAGACGAUGAGAUGUAAUAACUCUAAUCACAUACUAAAACUCUCUG